Didymosphaeria variabile is the source of this 1257-nucleotide messenger RNA. RefSeq lists its product as uncharacterized. NCBI's taxonomy places the organism in Eukaryota, Fungi, Ascomycota, Dothideomycetes, Pleosporales, Didymosphaeriaceae. Bases 1 to 1257 code for a protein of 418 amino acids. Gene Ontology annotation, molecular function: indoleamine 2,3-dioxygenase activity; heme binding; metal ion binding. Gene Ontology annotation, cellular component: cytoplasm. Gene Ontology annotation, biological process: 'de novo' NAD+ biosynthetic process from L-tryptophan. The transcript is spliced from 2 exons. The record is from RefSeq and is a predicted model, not a curated record.
AUGAGUCCUCACAGAGUUGAAGUAUUGCCCUCUCGGGCUGCUCUACCCCAAUAUGGUAUCUCCGAGAAUGGCUUCCUGCCGAAAGAAGCACCAUUAGAGCAGCUACCACAACGAUACUACCAGCCAUGGGAACUGAUAAUGGAAGAGCUACCGAAGCUUAUUGAGAGGCAGCAGAUCCGCGAAAAGGUCGAUGUUUUACCUGUGCUAGAUACCGUACACUUGAGCAGCGAGGCUGAAUGGCAACGAGCUUGUUCGAUCCUCGCACUCAUUGCCCAAGGAUAUAUCUGGACCGGCCCAGAACCAGCUCAGCGACUUCCACCUGCCAUUACUAUCCCCUUCCUCCAGACAUCCGAACAUCUCGAAGUACCGCCAAUCGCAACGUACGCAACUUUAAACCUGUGGAACUGGAGAAUACUCCAUACAGGCGCGGACAUCACACAUCCGGACAAUCUUGAGGCUCUACAGACGGCCACUGGAACGGACGAUGAGUCUUGGUUUUUGAUCAUCUCCUGUGCCAUGGAGGCGAGAGCAGGGUCCCUCAUCGAUAGUAUGCUUGGCGCUCUGGAAGCAGUGGAAGCUAACGAUGUACCGACUAUCAUCGAUGCUCUGGAAUAUUUUACGCAAAGCAUGGAGGAUAUCGGGUGCUUGCUUGAACGCAUGGAUGAGCGGUGCAACCCCCAAACCUUCUACCACACGAUCCGACCCUUCUUAGCAGGCAGUAUGAACAUGGAGGCUGCGGGUCUGACCCAUGGUGUCUUCUACGACGAAGGAGAUGGCAAAGGUUCGUGGAGGAAGUAUCGUGGAGGCAGCAACGGUCAAAGCUCGUUAUUGCAAUUCUUCGAUGCCAUCUUGUCUGUCAACCAUUCUCGCUCCGGAGGCUUCCAUUCGGAGAUGAGGAAAUAUAUGCCCGGCCCUCACCGAAGAUUCUUGGAAGAUAUCGAGUCGAUUGCAAAUAUUCGCAGCUACGUUGAAAGCCGAGAAGACAACGUUGCUCUCACAGCCGCCUUCAACGAUGCAAUAACGGCGCUAGGUGCCUUCAGAGACAAGCACAUUGCUCUAGUCACCCGGUAUAUCAUCAUUCCCAGUCGCAUGCCCAAGCUAGAGUACGGCGUAGUCCGGAAGGACAUCGCAUCCGCUUCAACUAAGAUGGCACUGGAAGCUCAGACUCAGGAGCUCCGUGGCACAGGGGGCACGAAGUUAAUACCCUUUUUGCGAACCUCGAGAGAUGAGACCAACGAGACUGCCGUCAAAAGAUGA